AUGACUACCAAAGAGUAUCCAUCACUGUGGGGCUUUGGAACAACAAAAACAUUUAAAAUUCCCAUUGAACAUUUGGAUUUCAAGUAUAUUGAAAAAUGCUCAGACGUGAAACACUUGGAAAAAAUCCUUUGUGUGCUCAGGUCUGGCGAGGAAGGGUAUUAUCCUGAACUCACAGAACUUUGUGAAAAGCGUCUUCAAGGCUUGGCUCCUCGAAGCAGAGCUCUGAGGAAGGACAAGCCCGCAGCCACAGCAUCCAGUUUCACAGCAGAAGAAUGGGAAAACAUUGACAGUGACAUAAAGAGCUGGGUAUCAGAAAUUAAAAAAGAAGAAGAUAAAAUGCACUUUCAUGAAACUGAAAGGUUUACAAUGAUGGAAGGUAAUUUGCCUCCGGUCCGUGGUUCAAACAACUGUCUUCACGUGGGCAAGGAAAAAUCUUCUGAAACUAGAUCAACUAAAAAGAAAAUUCCAAGGGAUUAUGCAGAAUGGGAUAAAUUUGAUGUGGAAAAGGAAUGUUCAAAAAUCGACGAAGAUUACAAAGAAAAGAUUGUUGUUGACAACAGGGCACAUCUGUCUAAAAUUGAGACAAGAAUAGACACAUCAGGUCUGACUGAGAAGGAAAAGGCUCUUCUAGCUGUUCGUGAGAAGGAAAAAGGAAACGAAGCCUUCAACUCGGGAGAUUUUGAAGAGGCUGUGAUGUAUUUCACCAGGAGCAUCUCAGCCCUUCCCACUGUAGCUGCCUAUAACAACCGAGCGCAAGCCGGAAUCAAGUUGCAGAACUGGAAUAGUGCUUUUCAGGAUUGUGAAAAGGCCCUGGAGUUAGAACCUGGAAACAUAAAGGCUCUUCUGCGCCGUGCCACCACGUAUAAACACCAAAACAAGCUCCAGGAAGCUAGAGAUGAUCUGAAUACAGUACUGGCUGUUGAGCCCAACAAUGAUUUGGCCAAGAAAACCUUGUCAGAGGUUGAAAGAGAUCUGAAAAAUUCUGAACCUGCACUUAAGACCCAAAGCAAAGGGAAAAGGAUGGUCAUCCAGGAAGUAGAGACCUCGGAAGAUGAAGACCGAGAGGAGAGCGCGAGGCGCCGCGUGGACGGCAGCGCAGCUGAGGGUGAUCCAUGCCUGGGUUUUAGCCCUCAUCGGGUGCAGCACUCAUCCGUGCUUCUGUAUGAACUGCACAACGGACCCGUGCAGUCCUCAGCAUUCCCCUGUCUACGUGAAGAGUCUUCCUCUCUUCAUUUGUUAGAUGUUAGCAUCCUCAGGGAUCCAAGAGCACUUCCGAGGGAUCCCCUCCACAUGCAGACUCAAGGAUCCUUCGUCUUCCAACACCUCUCCCAUCAGUGUGUCUUGCCCCGGCCGAUGCCAACUCUCACUUCCCGCAUCUGCUUCCCCGCAGAGGCCGCCGAGCCCGCGCGCGCCAUGGGCAACAUCCAGAAGAAGCUGUCGGGCAGGAGCGACGGCGCCAAGCGGCCGCGGAGGACCCGGGCGCCGGCGACCGGCGCGGAGCAGCGCGGCGGGACCCCGGCCCCGGCCCCCGCCCCGGCCGCCGGCGCCAACGCCCACCCCGGCCCCGGGGACCCCGCGCCGGCCGACGCGCCCUCGGGCCCCGCCGACCUCAAGAGCCAGGGCAACGAGCUGUUCAAGGGCGGCCAGUUCACCGAGGCGGCCGCCAAGUACUCGGCGGCGAUAGCGCAGCUGGAGCCUGCAGGAAGUGCCAGUGCAGAUGACCUAAGCAUCUUAUAUUCAAAUAGAGCCGCAUGUUACCUAAAAGAAGGGAACUGCAGUGGCUGCAUUCAAGAUUGUAACAGGGCCCUGGAGCUUCAGCCUUUCUCUGUGAAGCCUCUUCUGCGGCGGGCCAUGGCCUUUGAGACCUUAGAGCAGUACGGGAAGGCUUACGUGGAUUACAAGACAGUGUUGCAGAUCGACCGCGGAAUCCAGCUAGCCAACGAUAGCGUCAACAGAAUCACAAGAAUCCUAAUGGAGCUGGAUGGACCCAGCUGGCGGGAGAAGCUGUCGCCCAUCCCUGCCGUGCCCACUGCUGCCCCAGUGCCAGGCUGGCGCCCUGCCGCAGAGACGACCCCUAACCAAGAGGGAGACUUCGGCAGACCCCGCCCGCCGGGCAGCACAGAGGAAAGCGUGUUUAAAGCCAUGAAGGAGGAAGGAAAUCGGUGUGUAAAGGACAAAAACUACACAGAUGCCCUCCGUAAAUACAGCGAAUGCUUGAAGAUCAACAACAAGGAAUGUGCCAUAUAUACGAACAGAGCUCUGUGCUACCUGAAGCUGUGUCAGUUUGAAGAGGCAAAGCGGGACUGCGAUCAGGCACUGCAGAUGGAUGCCGGGAACGUGAAGGCGUGCUACCGCCGGGCGCUGGCUCACAAGGGACUCAAGAAUUAUCAGAAAAGCUUAACUGAUCUCAAUAAAGUUCUCCUACUAGACCCAAAUAUUGUUGAGGCAAAGAUGGAACUGGAAGAGGUCACCAGAUUCCUUAAUACUAAGGAUGAUGCGGCAUCACUCAACAAAGGCAAGGAGAGGAAGAAAAUCGAGAUUCAAGAGGUGACUGAGUGCCAUGCCAGGGAGCCCCAGCCAACCAGGGAGGACGUCCUCGCCGACACCCCGGCUUCCGAGCAGGGCGAGGACUGCAACGGGCCGCUGGAACACUCGGAAGAACUUCAGCUCGCCAGACCGCACAAUGCCUAUGAGUUCGGCCAGGCCAUCAACGCUAUCAGUCUGAGGAAAGAUAAGGCCGCCUGUGCGCACCUGUUAGCCUCCACGGCACCGGAAGAGCUGCCCACGUUGUUGAGUAACAAACUUGAAGGGGAUACGUUCCUCCUCCUGGUUCAGGCUCUGAAGAACCAUCUCAUGGAUAAAGACCCCUCCCUGGUCUAUCAGCACCUUUUAUAUCUGAGUAAAGCAGACAGGUUUAAGAUGAUGUUAACGCUCAUUAGCAAGGACCAGAAGGAGCAACUCCAACAGCUCUUUGAUGCCCUGGCGGACGUACGGCACAGCCACUUUACUCUGGAAGACGUGCAGGCCCUGAAAAGCCAGUAUGAGCUUUAAACCAAGACUGCUGUUCGAGUCCUGCCGCGCAUGUGUGUGUUCAGUAAUGCUGGUGACACGGUAUUGUAACAGCUGCAGAGAUAAAGCCUGGCUUUUUCGACUAUAAAACAUUUUGCUUUAUUUUUAUAGACAGAAUAUGUAUAUUCUAUGAUCUGCUUUUUUUAGUUGUAAAUAUUUUCUUAUGUACCAGAGCCAACAUCUUUAUAUUUAAUAAGUAUAUUUGGAACUUGUUAAAAUACAUUUUUAAUUUAUAGUACACAUUUUCUUUUAAUAACUCAUCUGCUGAAACUGAGCUAAAUUGCAUUUUCUUUGAGCUAAGGCGUCCUCUGAAGUUUGGUAGAGUUGAACUUUAAAGUUCUUUUCUUAAAUAAGUAUCACCUUAUAUCCUGUUAAGGUAUACAUAAAGUCCCAAUUUAUACUUGUGGAUUACAGUUAGUUAAAAUAUACCACUCAGGUCUAUAAUAUGAAAUGAUUAUUAAAUAAUGUUUUUAAUUUAGAGCUGUAAGAGGACCUCAUUUUUCUAAUAUGGAAGCAUUGCCUAAUAAUUAAGAAAAUUGCCAAAAAUUUAUACCACUUUUUACUAGAUUUUAAAGCUACCUUCCCUUAUAAAAGCAAUAAAACAGCCAUGGAUAUAAAAACAAAGUCUGCAUUUGUAUUUGAAAUGCCCCCUCCUGAAUCUGUUUUUGCUCUCAUGACUAUAUUUAUUUCUUUACUGUAAAUGGGAACGUGAAGUACUCUUCUACUGAAACUCCUUUAUUAACUGGGUCAGAGUAAAAGGUAUUUCUUACACUAAAACUCUCAGGUCUCUGUCAUUUAUUUUAAUCUAUAGUCAAUUCCCCUUUUCUUGAGCAAUUUUAUUUAGAAGUGAAGAUGAAAAUUAAAGUGCUAAUAGAUAGUGAAUAUGGAAAUAAUUAUAGAAUACUGUUAAAAUCACUAUUUAGAACCUUCCAAAAUGAGUUUUUCCCUUAAGCUGUUCUCUCUCCUACUCCCAAGUAAAAUUCUGUAAUGGGUACGUUAGACUACUAACAAAAAACUGCUUCUCCUUUUUAGUGCUAUUAAAUUUUCAUGAAAGUAAAUGAAUGGAUUCUGUUAGAACCGUACCUUGUGUGUGGAGUUUACUUAUAGAAACGAACCACUGUUUUCCUUUAUGAAGGUAUUUCAAAAUUCGUGGGAAAGGGGAUUAAAAGAUGCUUGCUUUGGUGCAAAAAUUUUUUUUGAAAUCCACAGUUUCAUAAACAUUUUCACAAACUUUUUGAAGACCCCCUCAUAU
Lepus europaeus (European hare) is the source of this 4321-nucleotide messenger RNA. It is a transcript of the gene SPAG1, whose product is annotated as sperm associated antigen 1. Gene Ontology annotation, cellular component: cytosol; mitochondrion. Gene Ontology annotation, molecular function: heat shock protein binding. The record is from RefSeq and is a predicted model, not a curated record. The transcript is spliced from 20 exons. Lineage: Eukaryota; Metazoa; Chordata; Mammalia; Lagomorpha; Leporidae. The coding region runs from base 1 to 3051 and encodes 1016 amino acids.